Molecule: messenger RNA, 1000 nt
Organism: Paramacrobiotus metropolitanus
Lineage: Eukaryota; Metazoa; Tardigrada; Eutardigrada; Parachela; Macrobiotidae
Exons: 3
Coding region: 135-761 (208 amino acids)
Source: RefSeq, a predicted model, not a curated record
AGCAUUGCAGCCACAUACUACCUCGCAUUAUAAGAAAACGGCAAACAGUUGCGGUGCUAAUUUCUUAAGAGUAAUUCAGUACGUGUUCGGCAGCCGGCCACAACAGUCCAAGCAAAGUCCUUGCUUUUGAUAAAAUGAAGGCGUUUAUGGGAGCAUAUAUCCUUUUGGUGUCAUCCGUGUUACGAUCAAGCGACGCAGCGGAAUCCGAAAAAGUAUGCGGUGGCAUGAAAACUAAAUGUGACGAUCUGGAAAAGACUUUAAAUCUCACCCACCAGUGGCCCUACACAGCCAGCUCGCUAGAUGAAAAACGGGAUAAUGACGUGUUGUGCAGCCAUUAUAGCACAACCUUCAACUGCAUACGCCAACUGCGCUCCCAGUGUCCAGUGUACGUUAAUAAGCACUUGGCUGUGGACCCUGUAUACUAUAACGAGGCCGCCAAAAUGUCUUUGAUCAAGCUGUGCACUGUCACAAGUGCCGUACGGAUAUGGAAUGCCAAAACGUACUGUAAUAAACAAAUGGAGAGCAGCGAAUUUAUAACGCAACAAGUAUUGGGACCGUUGGCCUUCGACAUCAUCGCCCGCGCUGCCACAACGGAACCGAAGGCCGUUGCCGCUGUUUGCCAAUUUAACCGCGACUAUCUGAAGAAAGUGAACACCGACACUGCUGUGGCUGCGGACCUGAAGUCGCACUGUGGACAGGACGCAGUGGACGUGAUCAAUGCCGGUGCACAGAAGGAAUGGCAGGGCAUGCGGUGCCGCUGAUCCUCGAGCUGAAGAUCAAAGCCAUCUUGGGAAAGAUGUUUCUAGUUUCUGCAGCGCCGCUGAUCGGUAUUAGGCAUUUCUAGAGCGGCUGUGUUUUAGUGUUUGAUACCGUAACAGUGGUAACAAUCCUGUAUUCAACUGACUGAACCGAUUUCGUUAAAACAAUAGGGUUUGUGGGUUCAUUACUUAAUCGUACGGUAGGGAAAUUUUUCUGUUGAUCAGUUGUGGUAUUCUAUAUA